This is a messenger RNA of Sclerotinia sclerotiorum 1980 UF-70, 981 nucleotides long. RefSeq lists its product as hypothetical. Gene Ontology annotation, biological process: GPI anchor biosynthetic process. The transcript is spliced from 4 exons. Gene Ontology annotation, molecular function: hydrolase activity, acting on ester bonds. The record is from RefSeq and is a predicted model, not a curated record. Gene Ontology annotation, cellular component: endoplasmic reticulum membrane. Bases 1 to 981 code for a protein of 326 amino acids. Lineage: Eukaryota; Fungi; Ascomycota; Leotiomycetes; Helotiales; Sclerotiniaceae.
AUGAUAAUCCGGCAAAGAUUCGCCUUUCUACUCUGCUUUGCACUGCUUGGGUUCUUCAGAAUUGCAAAUGCGAGUACUGGUGACCGAUUGCCUGAAUUUAAACAAUGUGUUGAGGUCUGCCAACGAGAGAAUUGUGACAAUGGAGUUGGAAGUGCUACAAAGAUUCCACUCCUCCAUCGACUCCUCUUCUGGACUUGCCCCGCGGAAUGCGAUUAUACUUGCCAACAUAUAAUCACCAACCAACGCGUCGAAUCUUCCCAACCUAUCGUUCAAUUCCACGGCAAAUGGCCCUUUUAUCGUUUUCUCGGCAUGCAAGAACCCUUCUCUGUCUUCUUUUCCCUCCUUAAUUUCCUCGCGCAUCAAAAUGGACUUGCGAAAGUCACUGCUCAGAUUCCUGAAAGUUAUAGUAUGCGAAAAUACUAUGUUAUGCUAUCAUAUGCAGGAAUGAUGAGUUGGGUCGCCAGUAUGAUAUUUCAUACAAGGGAUUUUACUUUUACAGAACAAUUGGAUUAUUUUGCCGCCGGAGGGAGUGUCUUGUAUGGCAUGUAUUAUACGCCAAUUCGAGUCUUUCGUAUGGAUCGUGGUGGAAAACGUACGUCCUCUGUAUUACGCGCAUGGACUCUUCUUUGCAUACUUUUCUAUAUAGCACAUGUGGUAUAUCUGAAGUGGUGGGAUUGGGACUAUACAUAUAACAUGGCCGCGAACGUUAUCGUUGGGGUUUUACAAAAUUCACUGUGGAGUUGGUUCUCGUUCGAAAAAUAUAGGAAGAGUAAGAGGGCGUGGACAGCAUUGCCUGGAUUGGUAGUUGCGUGGAUUUUCUUGGCGAUGAGUUUGGAAUUGGUGGAUUUUCCACCUUGGUGGGGAUGUUUGGAUGCGCAUAGCUUAUGGCAUUUGGGGACGGUGGCUCCAACUAUGAUCUUCUAUAGUUUCUUGAUCAAGGAUGCGCAAGAUGACAUUGCUGGACAGAGAUUAAAGGCUUAG